Molecule: messenger RNA, 4194 nt
Organism: Triplophysa dalaica
Lineage: Eukaryota; Metazoa; Chordata; Actinopteri; Cypriniformes; Nemacheilidae
Gene: abi3bpa
Product: target of Nesh-SH3
Exons: 21
Coding region: 137-3409 (1090 amino acids)
Biological process (GO): extracellular matrix organization; positive regulation of cell-substrate adhesion
Molecular function (GO): protein binding
Source: RefSeq, a predicted model, not a curated record
AACAGAAGUAUUUUCAAACAUACCAACGCACUUUCUCUCACGUACUCUUUGGGUUGACAUGAACUUCUCUAGAGUCAUUUAAAAGGACGAGAAGAGAACAUAUGAUUUUAACUGAAUACGUUUAGAGAGGAGUUUUAUGUGGACUAUUGGAACUUUGUAUUGGCUUUUCUCUGAAAAAAAGGACAACAUGAAAGUCUUUCUCUUCCUCUUGCUGCUGAGACUGAUUUCUGCAACAAAAGGGCAGGGACAAAACAUGAGGGUGCGUAUCAGUGCUUUUGGAGACACCAUCACAUUCAAGUUCUUGCAACCUCGUGUGAACAGCAGAUUGGAGGGAUACAUCCUUGGAUAUGGCAGCAGUAUGUUCUCCAAACAAUUGAUCCAACUACCUGAAGAUGAACAACCCUUUGAAACUGAGAGAGAUGCUGAACCCAAAUAUCUGAUUGCGGUGCGGUCAGCGAAUGACGAUGAACCCGUUAGAAAACAGUGUGCAGGAAAAGUGGAUCUAGAGAAACCAUUACACAUUGUGAUCGGCUCGGUAACAGACUCUUCGGUGCUUCUGUCUUGGGGGACUCUACUGACAACCCCCUUCACGGAUUCCAUUGUGGAAGAUUGUGUUGAAGAUGGACAUUUCACAGUGCGCUACAGGGAGAAGGAACCCAGCAAUAACUGGAACUACCAAACCUGUCCAACCACCAGCACGGUCAUAGACCACCUUAAACCAGAUGCUCUGUAUGAGUUUGAGGUCCGAGCAGACACUGAAACCAAAAGUGGAGACUGGAGCCCACCAAUUAUCCAUAACACAGCUGAUCAAAUAAUUGAUGAACCGUUCAAAGAACUGAAUCAAGCAAGGACUAAGCAGAAGCCAGAUCAACCAUUAUCCUUCCCAGCAGUACCAGUCUUGAAGAACAUCACCCAGGUCAAACCAGCUCCCCUCAUCAGACAAAUUGUUCCACCAGAUCCCUUGAUAACUUCAGAAGCAGAGGAAGUCACAACAGCUUUAAUCUCUGCCGAAGAUCUGAUCCCCUCCACACAGCCCCCUGCAUUCCCUCAGGCACCUAUUCUCCUUCCCACAACAAAGACCACAAGCACAGUGCAGCAUAAAAAGUCCACCAGUCAACCCAGUACAACCAAAUCAGUUCCAGAUAAAAGUGUAACUCCACAACAACCACUGACAACCCGUCAACCUAGUUUUAUCCAACCACAAACCAGCACAUUUCACAGCACAACCCAUUCACAAACAAACACACAGGUUUCAACCGAAGAUCAAUAUACAACCAAGCAACAACUGAUCACAGUUCAACAGCAACUCAGUAAAACAACAUCCAACCCCAUUCCAACACAAACAAAUGCACCACCUCCUCAAAGCACUGUCCAGGAGCACCCCACCCCUCCUAAGGAACAAGACACCAUUACUCCGGACAAUCGCCACACGGGAGAAAUUCAGCCCAGUACCAAACUGCAACGAUUGAGUCCAGUCCCUCGUCCACGAGGCACGUUCAAACAACAAACCACUGACUCUUAUUACUUCCACAGAACCACCUAUUUCUAUCCGUCUAGCACAAUAACACUCUUUGAACAGAAGCCGAACACCAAAUCGCCAACAACACACACAUAUAUGUCCACCAAUGGCUAUUCUUUAUCAAGUAAAUUUUUGUCACCACACACUACUCUAGCAUCCAAGCAGGAUGACGUAGUAUCAGUGCAGACAACCGAUACUAACAAACAUUCUAUUUUUAGUACCAAGUCAUUCAUUUCUAAAGAAUUUUCUACAUUUCCUCAUCACACAAAUAAAGAACAAGAAUCAACUUUACCCCCCAUACAACCACCCACCAUCUUAUGGUACCAGCCCCAUAGUCCCAGCACCACGACACAGAGUUCCAGCACUUCUAAACACAACACGAAUUCUACCCUAACUACUAAACACUACCCAAAUAUUUCUAAAACUGCCAAACACUUCUCCAAAACUGAAUCCCAGUUUGCAAAUCUACCACCUAACCAUAAAGAACAGUUACCAGGUACCUCCAGAAACCUGGAACUGAUGCCUACAAGGUCAAUGCCUUUCGCCAAAUCUGAUGAUAAUCAGGAUUCACCAGUGCCAAAUGAGGUGGACAGUAGAAACCUGGGCAGAGGUGUCUUCCGCAACUCUUCUUCUGUGUCCCGACCCUUGGUGCGAAAUGUGACAAACAGACUGAGGCCGAACGGCCGUGUAUCUCUGCCUACAAAUACCUCAAUGCACCAAAAUCCCACUUUGAACAGGAAAAGGGUACCCAGCGGUGAGCGAAUUAUAGGCCUUCAAGGGACCAAACCUCGGAAGGAACCCAGAAAGAAUCGUGGGAAGACAAAGACGAACCAGGUGUCAGAGAGUAAAGAAAAGGAAAAUGUUAUUAAUCUGAAGCAGAUGGAACCAGUUCCACUGAAACCUUUAGCUCCACCCACUACUGAGAGACCAGCCUAUCAGGAGACACCACUGAAACCAUUGCAAUUGACUUUAAAUGGGAGUCGUUUUGACACAGGUGAUAACUCCUCAGUGUUCAGUCCUCAUCCUGUCUCUGAGAUAGAUGCAAUGGGAAGAAAACGCUUUAUAGCUCCUCAUGUGAUCUAUAAAAUCGACAAACGUCCGGAGGAGCCUUGCUCCGUCACACACUCUCUCAGCUACUUCCCUGAUGAGGAAGUGGGAUACUCGAAUGUCACCGGCCCACCCAAGACUCCUCCUUCCAAUGUUACUGUGGUAACGGUGGAGGGAUGCCCCUCUUUUGUUAUCAUUGACUGGGAAAAAACUGACAAUGAGACCAAAGAAUAUGAUGUUGAAUCCACCACCAAGGGUCCACAUGGAAAGGAGGUGUCCAUUGUGACAACAAAUCAAACGCAUACAGCAGUGGAGAACCUGAAACCAGAGAGCAGCUAUGAAUUCAAAGUGACACCAAAGAAUGAGCUCGGUUCAGGCCCAGCCAGUGACCCGGUCACCUUUAGUACUGAGUCAGCUGAUCCUCGCGUGAGUGAGAUUCCGACUGGUAAAAAUGCUAUUUGGUCAUCGUUUCCAUUCAAGGCGGACUCAUACUCCGAGUGCAAGGGGAGGCAGUACAUAAAACGAACCUGGUACCGCAAAUUUGUAGGUAUCCAGUUGUGCAACUCUCUUAGAUACAAUAUCUACCUUAGUGACUCUCUCAAAGGAAAGUUCUACAGCAUAGGAGAUCUGGCAGGGAAUGGAGAAGACCACUGUCAGUUUGUUGACUCGUUCCUGGAUGGACGAACCGGAGGUCCUCUUGCGCCAGACCAGUUACCACCCAGACAAGGCUUUUUCCGGGCUGUGCGUCAAGAGCCUGUGCAGUUUGGCGAGAUCGGAGGAAAUUCGCUUAUCAAGUACGUGGCCUGGUAUGAGUGCGGGAUACCCAUUCCUGGAAAGUGGUAGGACUCUGACUAGAUGAAAAACAUAACCAGUAAAGAACAUCUGGACAAAAAGAACCGGUUUUAUUCAUACUUAAUGAAUGUGUACAGAUAUGUAGUAUGUACUGCAUCUUUUUAACAGGUACAUAUACAAUUAUUUAUAAUCACACGCAGCGUAUAAAAUACAGAGAAAAGAAUGUUACUAUUAAGAGUAUAAAGUUUUUGAGAAUGGGUAGCAGGCUCCCUGGAAGGCUAAAGCAAAUGUGUAUAUUAUUUAUCAUGAUGUUGAAUAUACCCAACCACUUAAAACUAAAAUGUUGAAGGAUAAAUAUUUUCUUAAAUAUGCCAGGUCAAAUUACAUUGUUUCAGGUUAAAAACCAUCUGUGGCAUAAUGUCAAUUACCAUCUUUUUUAUGUAAUUAUGUUGUAUGUAUACUAUGUAUCGAUACAAGGAACAAAUGGGUUUGGAGGAUCUGUUGUUUUGUACAGAAGUUGAAUGACUCAUUUAAUCAUUUCCAGAAAAAGCUUUAAAAUGUCAAAUUUCAUAAAACGUUUUACAUCGAAUGUUUUGUUUUUAUAAGGUUAAAUGACUCUGCUUUUACCCUUAAAUGCACAAGCAGCUGUUUUAUGAUUCUUCUGUGGCUACUGUUAAAAACUAGUUUUCAGUCAAUGAUAUCCGAUAUGGUUAUUUCUUAUGUUUCUGUAUAUUUGAUCAUUGCUCUGCAAAACAAACCAUUAAAAAGAUUUUAUAAAAAAGAUUGACAUACAGCAGAUAAAAAAUCAUUCUGUGAAUAAACAAGCUUCUCAUCAA